Messenger RNA from Cuscuta campestris, 1615 nucleotides. NCBI's taxonomy places the organism in Eukaryota, Viridiplantae, Streptophyta, Magnoliopsida, Solanales, Convolvulaceae. The record is from the annotation of a GenBank genome assembly.
AUAACUGGGGACUUCUUAUGUAAUUUACUUCUAAAAAAUACGGAGUAACAAUGAUUGUCAUUCAUAAUAUUCAUAAUGUCAAACUUGGUGUUAUUGGGAGCUGGUAAUUUUAGUCAACAAAAAACAGCUUCCUCAUCUGCUGUGUCGGCAUGUUUCAUUCUACCAUCACCAAUCAACCAUUCGGACACACGAACUUUUUACCUACCAGAAAAUCCAGAGAGAGAGAAAUUGAGCUGAACGAUUCACGAAUUUCUCCGCGCAAGUAGAAAAUAGUCAAAAUACCCAUUUGCCAGAAGGGAUUUUUGAUGAAGAAAGGAGCUUUUGCCUCAACUCUCAAGCUCUCCCUUCCUCCCGAUGAAGUCAAUCUCUCCAAGUUCCUGACUCAGUCUGGAACCUUCAAGGAUGGAGAUCUUCUGGUGAACAAAGACGGGCUUCGAAUCGUCUCCGAGGGUCAAGUUGAAACUUCUUCAGUUAUACACCCGGCAGAAGAUAAUCAGCUAAGCUUAGCGGACUUUGAGUCUAUCAAAGUUAUUGGAAAGGGAAAUGGUGGGGUUGUGCGGCUCGUUCAACACAAGUGGACUGGUCAAUUUUUUGCUCUCAAGGUCAUUCAAAUGAACAUAGACGAGUCUGUUCGCAGGCUUAUUGUAAAGGAACUGAGAAUUAAUCAGUCUUCACAGUGCCCUUAUGUUGUUGUAUGCCACCAAUCCUUUUUUGAGAAUGGCGCUAUCUCCAUUAUCCUCGAGUACAUGGAUGGUGGAUCUCUUGCAGAUUUCUUGAAAUUAGUCAAAAGUAUCCCUGAACUGUAUCUUGCUGCUAUCUGCAAGCAGGUGCUCAAGGGAUUGUGGUAUCUUCAUAAUGAAAAACAUAUCAUUCACCGGGACUUGAAGCCUUCAAAUUUGCUUACAAAUCACAGAGGUGAUGUUAAGAUAACCGAUUUUGGUGUGAGUGCAGUACUAGCAAACACAUCCGGAGCCGCUAAUACCUUUGUCGGCACAUACAAUUAUAUGUCUCCAGAGAGGAUUGUCGGAAGCAGCCACGGGUAUAGCAGCGACAUAUGGAGCCUGGGAUUGGUUUUACUUGAGUGUGCAACUGGCGAUUUCCCAUAUUGCCCUCCCCAACCGGGAGAGGGAUGGACUAUUUAUGAACUUAUGUCAACGAUAGUUGAUCAACCCGAGCCUCGUGCAUCUCCUGACCAAUUCUCUCCAGAGUUCUGUUCUUUUAUCUCCUCAUGUGUGCAGAAGGAUCCGAAGAAAAGACUCUCUGCGAACGAAUUAAUGAGGCACCCAUUCAUCCACAAGCACGACGAUCUCGACAUCGAUCUCUCCUCUUACUUCUCAGCCGUUGGAUCUCGGCUCACUUCACUUUGAAAUCCAAUAAUGAACCUUGGAAUGAGAUGUGGCUUUAUGGAGAAGACAGGAAAAAACAAUGGAGUGGGUAUAAUUCUUGUGGGCAGCAUUGUAUUGUUUGCUUGGUAUAAAGUUAUGACAAUCUUUGUGCCAAUAUAAUUGUCAACAAAAAACUGUAGAAAAUACUAAUAAAUUUGUUUUUUCCUCAGCUAUAUGAUUUCAUGUUUCUUAAUGACACUAAGUUGUGUUCAUGUAUAGUUUCACUUUUU